AUGAAGAUUCAAACUUCAUUUCCAACCUUGUUGAUGCUGUUGUCAGCUAUCAGUGACGUCUCCAGUGGAAAACCACUUUUUAUACCACAUCUCAGAGGCAGAGAUGCUCAACAGUCUGGCUCAUCCAGUGCAGUCAAAGAGAAUUCAGUCGAACCAGUCUCGUCUGUUGCCGCAAAUACCUUGAGUGCUCCUACUACCUUGCCUACCACAGCACCAUCUACUACAGCUGGUGCUUCUCAUCCUCCAGAGACGACGACGACGACAACUGGCCUGCUGCCUGCGACAAGUACUGGUGCUAGCCAGCCUACUACACAUGCCGAGUCGACUGCAGCAAGCGGUACAACCGUUCCCAGCGCAGCAACUGGGACAGGCACUAUUGGUGCUUCCAGCCAACCUACAACGCACGCCGAAUCAACCGCGACAAGUGGCACAACUGUUCUCAGCUCACACGUCGGGACUGGCACUACUGGAGCUGCAGACAAUACCACACCUGGUGCGGCCCCAACAACUACGUUUCCAGCUUCUACUGCUGCGUCUUCUGCUGUUUCAGCUGUGACCUCAACCACACCCUUGACACCUCACUCUGACCCUCAUCCUACUACGCCUUUGUCUUCCACGGUGGCUUCAACCUUUAUGACAACCUCAUCACCACCUCCUACAUCAGAGCAUACUUCUACUGGGUCAAGCUCAGCCGUGAUCAAGGCUUCCAGUGCAUCCGCUAUCCCUGCCCAUAGCGAAGCAACAAUGACAACGUCGCCGACGAGGAAACCUGACAGAGGCUCAAUUACAUCCUUGUCUACGCCCCUACCACAACCAAGUAAAGGCGCGUCAAGCAAGGCCACUACCUUGACAAGUUUGCCUUCUGCGUCUGCUGUUUCGAGCCAUAGCUCAAGUAGUCACCACCCCCAUCACCCUACCGUUGAUGCAAGCCCAACUACGACAACGACAACGACAACACCGACAAGGACACCUGACAGAGGCUCAAUUACAUCGUUAUCUACACCGUUGCCGCCACCAAGUAGCAAGGCGUCAAGCGCGACUACUACCCCAACCAGUCUAUCUUCUGCGGCUGCUGCUCCGAGCCACAGCUCAAGCAGUCACCACCCCCAUCACCCUACCAUUGACGGAAGCCCAACUACGAGAACGUUUGGUUCAAAUACUGCUGGAACAAUACCAGGAGCUUCUAGUGUAGUCAACCCGACCACUUCCCCUUUCAGCCCUCAUACAGCAGGUGCUUCGAGCUUGGCUGGAUCGAGCGCAGCAAGUAUAACGACUACUGCUGCUUCAUCUGUCAUCUCUACAGACGUUCCGGAUACAACUUAUGCAGCUCCUUCCAGUACGGACAGUUAUCCGGUGACUAGUCAAUGGUCUAUUCCGUCUGCUACUUCAACGGUCAAACCACUUUCUCAAGGGGGAGUGCCGCCUGCCACGCCCACUUCGUCAGGGUUGGCAGUGCUUGGUACUUCUGGGCUCUCGACUGUAAUUGAUUCGUCUACGGUACCCGCUGCUGUCUCCGCGUAUGAGCCGUCGACGACAAGCGCGACAUAUAGAGCACCUAAAUUUUCAUCCACUGCUGUUGUCCCUACAUAUGGACCAUCUACAACAACAGCGUACAGUGCGCCAGCGGUUCCAACAACAGUUGCGUCUUCGACUUCCCAACCAUCUGAAGCAGCGCGCAGCUCAUACUCGUACUCACCAGCUAUUGUCCCAACGUCAACUUCUCCAGAAAACCCAGCAGGAUCGACAUUCGGACCUAGCAUGACAUCGGCGUUCAGCGUCCCCACCGUGAACCCGACUACUCACAGCAGUACUUCCAUACCUGAGAACACUGUCAAACCGGUCCCGGGAGUUGACAUUAGCACUGUAAUCACAAGCGCAAUCUCAAUCCCAUCGGUGGUCAUUGCAAGCUCAACGUCAACCACUUUCGUUCCCGCAGGAGUUCCAACGACUGCAUAUGGACAAGACACUAGCAUCGAUUCAGCACCAUCUCCAGAAGAAGUGCCAGUGACCGCCGUAACGACGACAGGGACAUCCGCAGAACCAACAACAACCGUAAUGAUAUCCCUAACAUCGACCGUAUACGCCACCGUAACCGGCAAACGAACCACAAUAACACCUUCUCUUUCAGCAGCCUAUGCCCAAAACACCGUCGCAAUAGCAAAGAAUCCUUUUGCUAUGGUGACAAACGCUCCCCCUACAUCUACCAAUCUCAACGCCGUACAGGAAACCCCAACGGUGACAGUGACAACUACAACCACAGUGUGGAAGACGUUUACGCCGCCACCAAUUACAUUAACGCAAUUCGUGACCAAGAUUGGUCCUCAGGUUACUGUCACCCAGAUGAUUACGAUGACAGUGACGCCGAAACCGACUGUUAGCCCAAGUCCGAGUCCUAGUAUGAGUGCGCAUCAACAUAAUGUGAUUAAUAUCUAGACUUUCUUUUUCUCUGUCUUUUCUGUUGGGGGUUUUCUUUUGUGAAUGUAUAGCCAGG
Molecule: messenger RNA, 2491 nt
Organism: Talaromyces stipitatus ATCC 10500
Lineage: Eukaryota; Fungi; Ascomycota; Eurotiomycetes; Eurotiales; Trichocomaceae
Exons: 1
Coding region: 1-2433 (810 amino acids)
Source: RefSeq, a predicted model, not a curated record